AUGGCUCCUACUAUAUUUGAGAUCCCAACAGAAAUAGUACCGGGUCCUUCCUCAUCCACCUCUCCAGCCGUACUUCAGAAGUGCACUCGCUGUGCCUACAUGGGCCCUGUCGACUCAUACCCACCCCGACGUACUGGUACGGGUCACCUCAAAGUAUGCAUCGGCUGUAUGGACAAACAAGUAGCACGGAAGUCCGCUGCCACUGUCGACUCAUCCGGCUGUGGGCAGAUUGCCACCGCGGCGAUGAGCUUGGAUGACUUCUUGAAACUCGUCACAUUGAACAAAGGUCGACCAUUCGACUUUGAUACCAUGGUGAAUCUACCAGCAGGCAUGUUCGCAGCUGGGGAACAUUUGUAUAAUCGGACGAACAAGAUUAGAGAUUUUCUGGCGGAAGCAUCAGAGUAUCACUGGAACCAAAAGAAAACAAAGCGCGGUGGAAAAUCGACGGUCGUCACAUACUUCUGUGCCCAGCUUGAAGGAGAGCAAUCAAAGUCACGAAACCAAGAUGCCGAUCGCGCCAAGUCACGUUCUCGCAUCACCCGUUAUCACUGUGGAGGCUGGCUACGUAUAACAACGAUGGAUGAUAAUGAGCUUCUUCUUCGCAUUCGUAUGACGCAUGCUGAAGCGCACCCAAGUUUCCCUGCAUCGUUUCGCAAGUCGCAGUCGGGAGAAUUCAAGAUGGAAACUACACCAAAACCAGUUCCGAAACAACCUUUGUUUACAACGGCGCCGAUGACAGUAUCUGUUGGAGUUACUGAAGUGCCUCAAAUAAUACCAAGGGACGAGGUGGGCCCAGAAGAAGAUGGCAUGGGUCCCAUUUUAGAGCAGCCACAGGGGAACGGAGGACCACCUCCAAGCAUCCCUGAGGUUUAUUUUUCGCCAGAUCAGCUUGCUGGACUAAGGCGAAAAUUUGAUGCUAUGAUGAGCAUAGCAUCUGGCCCUUGUCAUCCUGACCUAGCUCACGCUUUAGGGUCCGUAUUCGACCACUUGGAUCGUACGGUGGGCGACAUAGAGGUUGGGAGAUUUGCGAAGAGGCAGAGGAUUUCAUAA
Suillus subaureus is the source of this 1050-nucleotide messenger RNA. RefSeq lists its product as uncharacterized. The coding region runs from base 1 to 1050 and encodes 349 amino acids. The record is from RefSeq and is a predicted model, not a curated record. Lineage: Eukaryota; Fungi; Basidiomycota; Agaricomycetes; Boletales; Suillaceae. The transcript has 3 exons.